This is a messenger RNA of Aphanomyces invadans, 1316 nucleotides long. RefSeq lists its product as hypothetical. The transcript has 6 exons. Lineage: Eukaryota; Oomycota; Saprolegniomycetes; Saprolegniales; Verrucalvaceae. The coding region runs from base 22 to 1197 and encodes 391 amino acids. Gene Ontology annotation, cellular component: proteasome regulatory particle, lid subcomplex; cytosol; nucleus. The record is from RefSeq and is a predicted model, not a curated record. Gene Ontology annotation, molecular function: structural molecule activity. Gene Ontology annotation, biological process: ubiquitin-dependent protein catabolic process.
GAUCAUUCCAGCAACACCAUCAUGGAGUUCCUCCGCCAAGAAGAGACCAAGUACCCAGCGUUGGCAGCGCGCUACGCCCGCUUGUCGGAGCUUUUCAGUCGUAAGCUGUACCAUGAAUUGACCGUGGACAUCUUGGCCUUCGUCAAGGACGAGGCCACAGCGAUCGGGACGAACUGGUACGAUCUCUACGUGCAGUUCAUCUCGACCUUCCAGGACAAAAUCAACCAGCUGUCCCUCAUCACGAUCUGCGGGCACAUCGCGCAACGCUUUGCUGAUCCCCAACAAGCCGUCACAUUUUUGACCUCGAUCUUGACGUACUUGCAAACGAAGAAAACCAAGAUCACCCAGCACACGACACCCAACCCCCACGCGAUUGAGUCGGUCUUGGUUUGCCGAAUGUAUACGGCGAGUUUCCAGGUCAAGCUAAAGCAGCUCGCCGAAGUCAAAGCGAUUCUGGCGGAUAACAAAGACGCGGUCGAGGGACUUGUUGGCGCCGACCCGCUAGUGCAUGCCGCUUACUACCGCGUUGCGUGCGAAUACUAUUCUGCUGUCGGUCCCGCCGACAAAUUCUACAAGAGCGCGUUGAUGUUCUUGGCGUAUUCGCUGUACGACGACAUUAAGCCAGCCGAGCGAUUCGCUUUGGCUGUCAACAUUAGCAUUGCCGCCCUCACAGGGGAAGACGUGUUUAACUUUGGCGAAGUGCUGGCGACACCCAUCUUGAGCGCGCUCCAAGGAACAGACAAGGAGUGGCUCAGCGACCUCUUGCACGCGUUCAACCGAGGUGACAUUGACCAGUUUAACAUCAUUGUCGGGAACCACCGCGCCGAGUACAACGCGCAGCCUGCGCUCGUCAACAAGGCCGACUACGUCAAGGAAAAGGUGGCGCUGCUGGCGCUAAUGGUUCUCAUCUUCCACCGUCCGUCGCAAGAGCGAAAUAUCCCGUUUGCCGACAUCGCGACGGCGACGCGAUUGCCGUUGAACCAAGUGGAGUGGCUCACGAUGCGUGCGCUGUCUCUGGGACUGAUCAAAGGAAGCAUCGAUCAAGUCGACCAAAUCGUGUCUGUGCACUGGGUGCAGCCGCGCGUGUUGGAGCGCCAGCAACUGCACGAACUGCAGGAACGCUUGGGUGGGUGGAGCAAAAAGGUCAAGGAUACGUUGGUAUUUGUUGAGGACCAAACUCCCGAACUAUUUCAGUAAACCACGGGCGACAAUCACUACGACAUUCCUCCACGAGACUGGCUGGCUGGGCUGCACCUUCGAAGAGAAGUGUAAUGCACCAUAAAAUUGAGUGGCUGCGACCGAGUUUCCGUGCCUGA